UGGUAGGUCCAUGGUGCUGCUCCUUCUUCUUCUUCUUCUUCUUCCCUCCUCAGUCUAAUGGUACAAAUACACCCUACGCCCGUGGACACCGAGGAAGGAGAAGGAAACAAAAACAAUAAGGACAUUGCUCUUGCGGUUGCUAUCCCUCUGGUCAUUGCUUUCCUGAUAAUUAGCACUAUUUGCAUUUGCUUCUGGAAGAGGAGGAGGAGGUUGGCAAAAGAAAUUCCUUAUUUGACAGAUCCAGAGCAGAUCACAAGCGUAGAGUCAAUUCUAUUUGAUCUAUCAACUCUUAGAGAUGCAACAGCAAACUUCUCUACUGAGAAUAAACUUGGAGAAGGUGGCUUUGGUGCAGUUUACAAGGGCAUAUUGCCUGAUGGAAGAGAAAUAGCAGUUAAAAGACUUUCAACUAGUUCAGGGCAAGGAAUAGGAGAGCUAAAAAAACGAAUUAGUGUUGGUUGCAAAGCUUCAACACAAAAAAACCUUGUGAGGAUCUUCGGUGUUUGCCUGGAAGAACAAGAGAAGAUGCUUGUCUAUGAGUAUGUUCCUAAUAGAAGCCUUGACACCAUUCUGUUUGAUUCUAUCAAACGUGAGCAACUAGACUGGCAAAGACGGUAUAAGAUUAUAAGUGGAAUCGCUCGUGGCCUAUUAUACCUUCAUGAAGAUUCUCAGCCAAAGAUUAUACAUCGGGAUCUAAAAGCGAGCAAUAUAUUGUUAGAUGACGAUAUGAAUCCAAAGAUUUCAGACUUCGGUUUGGCUAGACUCUUUGUUGGUGAUCAACUUGGGGGAACCACAAGAAGAGUUGUUGGAACAUUUGGAUAUAUGGCUCCAGAGUAUGCGCUGCGUGGGCAGUAUUCAGCUAAGUCAGAUAUAUUCAGUUUCGGCGUUUUAGUUCUGGAAAUAUUGACUGGGCAAAAGAACAGUAAUUUUCUUGAAACUGGACUAGCGAAAGACCUGCUAAGCUAUACAUGGCAGCAUUGGAGGAAAAGAACAAUCUCAGAGAUAAUAGAUCCAUCACUCGGUGAUCACUGGCCGAGAAGUGAGGUAUUGAGAUGUAUUCAUAUUGGUUUAUUAUGUGUUCAAGAAGUUCCAGCCAGCAGACCGAGCAUGUCAAUGGUGGUUCUCAUGCUCAAUAGCUACUCAAUGUCCUUGCAAGCUCCUUCCAAGCCUGCAUUUUUGUAGCACCAAAUGGUGGCAUGAAUUCAGAUGCAUUCCAGAAAGAUAAUUGUUUUUCCGCUGGUGAAUUCAGUCGAUCAACAGACAGUUUUAUCCCAAUGACUUCCAAUGAAGUUUCCAUAUCAGAAAUAGAACCCAGAUAGAUAAGGACGAAGUUUAUUUGACUGACUUGUAAAAAAAAUUUAGAGCUUGCCAGAAGAGUUUUCUAUAUGAACAGGAAUGCUUGACUAAAAGCCUUGUUAUUAGAUCUCAUAAAUUCAUGUGUUCUAUGUAGUGUGUGUUUCUCGGUGUUAAUAUUUGUUGUGGAUUAUUAUAAUGCUUAUAGUUCCAUCCGAAAUCUUUA
Dioscorea cayenensis subsp. rotundata (Guinea yam) is the source of this 1516-nucleotide messenger RNA. Its product is annotated as cysteine-rich receptor-like protein kinase 6. The record is from RefSeq and is a predicted model, not a curated record. The coding region runs from base 58 to 1179 and encodes 373 amino acids. The transcript is spliced from 7 exons. Gene Ontology annotation, biological process: protein phosphorylation. Gene Ontology annotation, molecular function: ATP binding; protein kinase activity. Lineage: Eukaryota; Viridiplantae; Streptophyta; Magnoliopsida; Dioscoreales; Dioscoreaceae.